This is a messenger RNA of Dendronephthya gigantea, 5003 nucleotides long. Its product is annotated as xanthine dehydrogenase/oxidase-like. The transcript has 41 exons. The record is from RefSeq and is a predicted model, not a curated record. NCBI's taxonomy places the organism in Eukaryota, Metazoa, Cnidaria, Anthozoa, Malacalcyonacea, Nephtheidae. The coding region runs from base 227 to 4015 and encodes 1262 amino acids. Gene Ontology annotation, molecular function: oxidoreductase activity; iron ion binding; 2 iron, 2 sulfur cluster binding.
CAUGCGAAUAUUUGUUACAUUCCCUGUCUUUUUUUUGCAAAUCCUUAAAAAAUAAAAACAUUGAAUCGUUAAAAUCAGGACUAUUAUAAAGGACAGACCUUCAGUUGCAUAUAUAUUGUGAAAGAGCUGCAGACUAUAGUUGCAAAAGGAAUUCUGAAAACCUUAUAUACAGACCAUAGUCUUCCACCAUUUCAGUGAGGACUACGUUGUUAUUGAUCAUCCCAUAAUGGCAGACGCGCCAGUUAACGUGAUAAAUGUUGAAGUAAAUGGGGUGAAGUAUACGAUUUCAAACACCAAUCCGAGGAUAUCUUUGAACGACUGGCUGAGAUCUCAACCUGGGUUAAAAGGAACCAAGGUGACAUGUCAGGAGGGUGGUUGUGGCUCAUGUGUGGUCGCAUUAACUAAACAAGACCUGGUCACAAAGAAAGAUAAAACAGUUGCUGUUAACAGUUGUCUAUUCCCUCUAUUUGCCGCGGAUGGAUUUAAGAUCACAACAACGGAAGGAAUUGGCAGCAGUCGCAAUAGCUAUCAUGCAAUUCAAGAACGUAUUGCUAACGACAAUGGCAGUCAAUGUGGUUACUGUACUCCUGGAAUGGUCAUGAAUAUGUACAGCUUGCUCUCGGAAAAUCUCAAACCAACCAAACAAGAGAUAGAGGAUGGUUUUGAUGGGAACCUCUGCCGUUGCACCGGCUAUCGUCCCAUUCUGGAUGCUAUGAAGUCAUUUGCAAAAGAUGAGAACCCUAUUGAUAUUGAGGAGUUGCAAUGUUGCCUUGGAAAAGGAGGUUGUUGUGGUGAAACAAGAACUUGUCAUGGGUGUUAUUUCAGCUUGGGAGAGACGUCUGGUCCACAAUGGUAUAAACCUUCGUCUCUCACAGAACUCUACAGCAUUCUGAAAGGACAAUCUGGGUCUGUAAGGCUUGUUGUAGGAAACACUGGAAAAGGAGUAUACAAGAAUGACGGUGAUUUUGAUGUUUAUGUACACAUUGCGGAUAUUCCUGAUCUAAACACUGUUAAAACAACUGAUUCAGCUCUAGAACUUGGUGCUGCCGUUCCACUGAAUAUUCUAAUCAGAGAAUUGUUAAAUAAUUCCAAGAAAUCCACGUCAUUCGAAGUUCUUGCAACUCAUAUCAAGAAGAUAGCCAAUGUACCUGUGAGAAACGUUGGCUGCUGGGCUGGUAAUCUCAUGUUACUCCACAAACAUCGAGAGUUUCCCUCGGAUAUGUUCACAAUAAUGUCUGCAGUUGGUGCUACUUUGCUUAUUGGUUCUGUUGACAGUUCAACACAAUCUUACAGUAUGGAGGACUUUUUAUCACUUGAUAUGAACAGCAAGGUUAUUAUUAGCAUCAAUAUACCGUUCUCUGCUGCAGAGGAGGUUGUCAGAACAUUUAAAAUAAUGCCAAGACAUCAGAAUGCGCAUGCGUAUGUGAAUGCUGGGUUUAGAGCCUCGAUCGACUCAAGUCUCACGGUGAAGAGCGCAGCGACCUUGGUGUUUGGUGGAGUUAAACUUUCCCCGAUGCGCGCCAGUGCAACUGAGCAAUAUCUUUCCGGGAAAAAUCUUCUCCAGUUAGCUACACUAAAAGGUUGUUUGAGUGCAUUGGAUAAGGAAAUUGUUCCAGAAGCGUCCCCACUUGCAGCCAGCACGGAAUACCGCAAGAGCUUAGCCAUUAGUUUGUUUUACAAGUUCUAUCUUGCAUUGCUUGGUGAUAAAGCUAGUGAAAAGUUUAGAUCGGCUGCAGUCCCCUAUGUACGCGCAAUCUCGUCCGGUCAACAAAGUUAUGACACGACAGCAAGCGACUAUCCCUUGACGGAACCGAUGACAAAGAUGUCUGCGAAAUUACAGGCCUCAGGCGAGGCACAGUACACAGGCGAUAUACCUGAAACGCCAGGAGAGCUGUACGGGGCGUUUGUUACCGCGAUCAAGGGUAAUUGUAAAAUUGCAAGUGUUGACACGUCUGCGGCAUUGAGCAUUCCUGGUGUGCUGAAGUAUAUAGACGCAAAAGACAUCCCAGGCGUUAACAAUUUUGUUGGUUCUUUUGCGUCGCUAGAGAAGGUGUUCUGUGAAAGCGAGGUUGGCUAUGCUGGUGAGGGGGUUGGAAUGAUUAUUGCAGAAAGCCAAAGCUUGGCAGACGAGGCUGCAGAGAAGGUGAAAAUUACUUACUCAGAUUGUAAACCGCCGAUAGUGACUGAAGAGGAUGCCAUAAAAGCAAAGUCGUUUUUUUCGGACCAAAUUCUCAGCAAAGUUUACGGCGAUCCUGACGGAGCUAUGGCAUCUUCUGCGCAUGUCAUAAACGGGGAAAUUAAACUUGGAACACAACAUCAUUUUCACAUGGAAACACACACAUGUCUCUGUAUCCCUGGAGAGGAAGAGAUGGAAGUGUAUGCCUCGACACAGUCCACAGAAAAUACUCAAACCGCUAUUGCUCAAUUCUUAAAAAUGCCGGAGAAAAGUAUUCACGUGACGUGCAGGCGAUGUGGUGGUGCGUAUGGCGCGAAAGCUAUUCGUGAGGCGGUCAACUCAAGCGCGUGUGCAUUGGCUGCUCACAUCAUGAACAGACCGGUCCGCACAAGAAUGAAGCUAAAAACAAACAUGGAAAUGGUUGGAAAGAGAUUUUCUUAUCUUGCCCAGUACAAGGUUGGUGUAUCUGAAGAAGGGAUAUUGAAGGCGGUCGAUAUGACCUACUAUACAGCUUGUGGUCGUGCAACAACCGAGGAAUCGUUUUCAGUCAUGCCAGUCUUCUUUGACAAUGCGUAUUAUUGUGAAAAUUGGAAAUUUCAUGCUGUACCGUGCAAGACAAACACAGCGACGAACGCCUUUACACGUUCACCAGGAUCAGUACCAGCAAUAUUUAUCAUUGAAACAGUAAUGAAUCACGUGGCCAAAGUUCUAAACAAAAGUCCAGAUGAAAUACGACAGAUUAAUUUCUACAAACAAGGACAGACCACCUAUUACAAACAGCCACUUCCGUACUGCAGUAUUUCAAAAAUUUGGCAAGAACUGAAAGUAUCAAGUGAAUUUGAUAAAAGAAAAGCUGCCAUUGUGGAGUUCAACAAAGCAAACCGCUGGCGUAAACGCGGCAUAAGUCUCGUUCCACUGAAGUAUGGUGUAGACUGGGUAGGCAGUCGUUUCACUGCUUACGUCGUCAUUUAUCGCAAAGAUGGAACAGUCUCAAUAUCACACGGGGGCGUGGAAAUGGGCCAAGGAAUAAACACGAAGGUUUGUCAGGUAGCAGCGUAUAUUCUUGGCCACGGACUGAACGUUGAUCAAAUCUCUGUCAGACCCGCUUCAAGCUUCAUUAACGCAAAUGGUACACCGUCAUGGGCUAGUAUCACCAGUGAAUUAUGCAGCGAGGCUGUUGCAAAUUGUUGCACUGCACUUAAGGAGAGGAUAACAGCUGUUGAGAAAGAUAUGCCAAGUACUGCAACGUGGGUUGACAUUAUCGAGAAGUGUUAUGAAGUGGGCGUUGAUCUAACGGAAAAAUACAUGGUGUUUCCACAAAAGAGUCACCAGUUCAACUACAUGAGCUAUGGGACCACGUGCACCGAGGCUGAGAUCGACGUUCUUACUGGUGAAACAGAGAUACUAAGAUCUGAUAUCCUUUAUGACUGUGGCAGAAGUAUGAAUCCAGAGAUUGACGUCGGUCAGGUUGAAGGUGCAUUUAUCAUGGGUCUUGGUAACUGGCUGAUUGAAAAAGCAGUUUAUGAUCCCAAUACUGGACUUGAACUGACCUCAGGGACUUGGGAUUACCAUCCACCGUUUUCUAAGGACAUUCCUGUUGAUUUCCGGGUGUCUCUUCUCAAAGACGCUCCUAAUCCAUUAGGAGUUCUUCGCUCAAAAGUGGUCGGAGAACCACCUCAGUGUAUGUCGUGUUCUUGCCUGUUUGCUGUACAAGAUGCUAUCUACCAUGCCCGCGAGGAGACUGGACAGGACAAAGAAUAUUUUGCCUUGGAUGGUCCGGCGACAGUUGAAGCUGUACAGCUAAAAUGCUUGGUCAAAUCUGACCAAUUUUUGUUUUAAUGGCCUUGCCGUAUAUGCCAAAUAUAUCUACAUGUGUCUCAUGUUGCUGUCUGAAAAUUGUUAAAAGAGUUAUAUUAACCAGUUAAUUGUUAGCUAUUAAUUAAUCAAAUAAAUCUUUCGAUCUUUUCAUUCUUCCCAGGCUGUAUAUCUGAUGUAUUGAUUGUAUAGGCCUACCUCGGCCAAUUUUCGCGAAAAUGGCUGAAAUUGGCGACUUUUGGAAAUUUUCUUAAAAAUAUGUUAACAUGCAUGCUGACAAAUCUCGUAAAGAUGAACGUGAAGACUACUCGCUCAGCCAAAUUCAAAAUGGCGAUGCCGAUGAAAACCAUUCACGUGGACCGUUCGCGGACCUUUCUGGGCAAGAUUGUUGCGAUGUCUGGUCAAAGUGAAGUAUUUUACUUUACUGUUUGUCUGCCUUCUGCUGGUCGUUUGGUCAGAAAUAACAAAAAACCGUAUACAAUAUAAAAUACUCUGCCCACAAGGUUAUCAAAAGUUUCCAGCUCUAAUUCUGCCUGCAAUGCCAAUGAUGAUCAUUUUUCACUGAGAAUCAGUUAUGUCAUAAGCAACUUCCGCGCCCAGACCGAUGCAGAAUUGAACAUUUUGUCGUUAGGUUCACCUUGAAGGCCUGUUAUCAAGAUGAACGUCAAGAGAAAAGAUAACAAAAAUCAGUUAAAGCCUCGGUCGGCGAAAUUCAAAAUGACGAUGCCAUGAAAAUCAUCCACCUGGACUUUGCGGACCUUUCUGAGGAAGAUUGUAGCGCUGUCUGGUCAAAAUUAGAUUGGUGGCGAUCGAAGGUGGACAGCAAGAUCGAAGCUCAGCAAGAUUGAAGAUUGUUCGAGGAAGAAGGAGUUCGCCGUUGACUAAAAGGUUUAUCUGAACAGCUAGUUGUCAAGAUGAAGGUGAAGACUCGCCCGGCCAAAUUCAAAAUGGCGAUGCCAAAGAAAACCAUCCACGUGGACCGUUCGCGGACCUUUCUGAGCAAGAUUGUUGU